Molecule: messenger RNA, 1074 nt
Organism: Schistosoma spindalis
Lineage: Eukaryota; Metazoa; Platyhelminthes; Trematoda; Strigeidida; Schistosomatidae
Source: the annotation of a GenBank genome assembly
AUGUUAUUGAAUAUUGGAUUCCAUACUGUACUGAUCACAGUAGCUAGCAAUCCAUUUUCUGUGCGCUCAAGUGAAAAUGCCAUACCAAACCUAACUAACGACCGAUCAAUUUCAAAGAGUAAACGUACAAGAUCAUUGCUGAAAUACUGGAAUAGUUUUGAUCCUGCACAAAUUCAUUACGGUGUGCAUCGUUUCCAUUCACAUAGACGACAACAACGUGUUUUCAGUCCUAUGGCUAGUUUAUGGAAAGCUAUGCAAAACCAAAGUCAAAUAAUGGUUAUGACUCGUGGUUUAAAGGAGCCUCGUGCUUCAAUUAUUGGCAAUUUAAUUGCUUUUGAUCGUUAUUGGAAUUUAAUUCUAAAGAAUGUGACUGAAUAUUCUGUUCGUCUUCCGAAAUCAGCUUUAAAAGGUAAUGGAAAACCGGGACGAAGUAAAAAGCGACGAGAACAACGUUUACGAAAGUUUCAACGAAAUAAUAACGCUUUAUUUCAGUUAAAAAAAUAUUCAAAUUUAUACCAUUCUCCAUCUAAUCAAGCUGAUGUUCAGCUGAAAGAUAGUCAACCAUUAGAAAUCGGACAAUUAUUUCCUGAUCAGUAUGGAAAUCAUGAUCAAGAUGGGGUUGUGGAAAAAGAAGCUUAUGAUGAUGAAAUUAAUAGAUUGAGACCUUUUCGUCUACUUGGUAAAUCCCCUUUAUCUGAUACAAAUGAUCAUGAUGACCAAUCUAUCAAAAAAUGCGAUCAGGCUGAUAAAAGUGUUUUAGUGAAUAUUCAUAAUCAUUUAGACGAAAAUUAUAAUAAUUGUUUUUGUCAUAAAUCGUCAAAUUGGACAUCAUCUAUGGUUAAUUUGAAUGAACGAAAUAUGUCUGAAUUGUCUGAUAUCUCACUUUGGUAUAGUUUACAAACUCGUCAAAAACAUCCUUUCACUGAAAAACAACACAAUCAACAAAAUGAAAAAAUUCACAUUAAUGAUGAUCAUCAUCAUGACGAUGAUGAUGACAACGAACAACAAUUAUUUAUUCGUGGUGCUAAUAUCAUUUUAGUACGAAUUAUUUCAGAGAAACAAUUACAAAAUUGA